Molecule: messenger RNA, 3427 nt
Organism: Saccostrea cuccullata (small rock oyster)
Lineage: Eukaryota; Metazoa; Mollusca; Bivalvia; Ostreida; Ostreidae
Product: fanconi-associated nuclease 1-like
Exons: 16
Coding region: 112-2817 (901 amino acids)
Biological process (GO): interstrand cross-link repair
Cellular component (GO): nucleus
Molecular function (GO): 5'-flap endonuclease activity; flap-structured DNA binding; 5'-3' exonuclease activity
Source: RefSeq, a predicted model, not a curated record
UUCCUGUGUGCGAAAAACAAAUUUUGAGGUGAUCAUGUCGCCUGCAUCCAGAGAUGUAUAAUAGAUACGUCUCUACUGCAUCGAUUGAUCGAAGGAAAAUUUGAAUGAGCUAUGAAAGAAAAAUCAAGGAACAAAAAGGGAAAAUCUCCACAAAAGAGGAAAGAGCAUGGAUUUCAGACAAUUACUUCAAUGUUUAGGAAGCAGCAGCUAGCAACUGAAGUAUGCAAAUCGGAAGUCAUUUCCACCUCAGACACCAACUCUAAAGAAGAAGAGGAAGACAUACAGAUAACCUUUGUUGAAACAACAUCUAGUUACUUUUUGUCUAAAGAAAAGACAUCAAAUACUGUGAAAAGGUUAAGCUUGAGGAAAAAUAGAGUCAAAGAAGAUAAUCAAACAUUAGACUCCCCAUCAGAAUGUACAUUAGGCAGUAAUGCUGAUUUAAAUGAGAUAGGAACAAUUUCUACUGAUCAAGUACAUUCCAAAAUUAAUGAAAAUAAUAGAAUUGAGUGUGAAAAAUCAGGUAAGACCAAAAAAGUUGAACCUCUGCUAUCUGCAUCCAGCUCAAACACUAAAGGAAACUCCAUAAAGAAACUUUCACUGAGAAAACGGAAGUCUGAAUGUCCCAGUAAAGAAACUAGCCUGGUAGAGAAAAGAUUCAAAACUGCUGAUGAGAAACAGGAAGGUGUCAGUAAAAUAAAAAGAAAUAAAAGUGUGCCUAAUGUUACUCCUCUUAAAUCUGAAAGAACAGAGACUAAAGGAAAAAUAGGUGAAACUGAUGAAGAACAGACAAACUCUAGAACAUCUACCCCACUGCCAAAAGACAACAGCAACAGUAAUUCAGAUUUGCCUGAGGAUGAGGAGAAUGUAAUUCAGACCCCAUAUUAUUUAGAAAAUUUUCGAACAAUCAUUAGCACCAUUCUCUCCUGUGAAGAUGAUUUGAAUCUCUUCAAUGAUGAUGAUAGGAAAUUUGUCAGUGUAUUUGGUGAACUUACAGAACCAGCUCAAAAGUUAUAUGUUAGGUUAUUUGGAAGAAAAUGGAAAUGGUUGACACAGCAACAGAUCAAGUACCCAGGAAUCAAGGAUGAUUUAACAGAUGUGUUUCAAGAGCUUAAAAGAGAAGGCUUCUUAAGCUCUGAGAAUGACCUGGAAGACUUGGAGAAAGCUCUCAAUCUGCUGUCUGCUCCAGAUCUGAAGUCAUUUGCCAAAUCAUACCACCUAACCUCUAUCACAAACAAAAAGGAAAUCAUUCCAGCUCUGCUAAAGAAGUGUAAAGAAAACACCAUAGGAUCCAUGUUCAAAGUGUCAGGCCUUGAUCCUUAUCAAGUCAUGCUGAAAAGGGUGAAGAAGCAGCUAGGACCGUGUGUUUGUUUGUGUGAGGAGCCGCGGUUUGUCUUCGUGAGGAUGUUAAUGCUCUUCUCUCUUACGGACACAAUUCUAGAUGACGACAAUGCUAAUGCUGGGCAGAGUCAGCUAUUCAGAAUGUUACAGGUUAACAUUGGGGACACAGUGUAUCCAGCCUUCACUGUUAGCAGAGAGACAAAAAUAUUUAAAGACAGAGAUUCAGUGUUGAGAUUUUCUGAGGCCUGCUUAUUGGAAGCUGAUCUAUGGGCCAGACUUGAGAGAAAUGAUUUUGAAGCUGCAUAUUCAGUAUAUCUGGAGGCAAAAGAGAGAGUACAAGAUCUGAAGAAAGAAAGUGCUAUAGCUAACCAUGAUAAGACUUUACCAGAUUUUCUGAGACCCUUCACAGCCUUAAGUGUGUACACCAGGAUUAUCAACCAAGGGGUGGAACUCCUGCAGAGGAGGAAGGAGUACACAGAGGCGGUGUCUGUGCUGAGGAGACUGCUGGGUCAGAAGGUGUAUUGUACAGACUACAGGGGCCACUGGUGGGAGAGACUCGCCCUUAAUUACGAUGCUCACCUCAAAAACCAGGAAAAGGCCCUGGAGGCAGCAGCCAGUGGACUGAGAGAUAACACAGUAACAGCAGGGAGACGACUGGCCCUGUAUCAGAGGGCAGAAAAAAUAUGUACUGCUCCAAAGUCAAAGUUCAAGGACAGACUAAAAAAACUGCCAGAUGUAGGCGUUAAAGCAACACCAGAGGUAUGUAUUGAGGGCACUGUACUGUCAGAUAACAUGCCGGGAAUGAGGUACAAGUUUAUCAUGGCUGACCCUGACGGAGAUGAGGACAAGCUGACAUUCUGUGGGGUGGAGGAACUGGUCAUGGAGCAUUAUAAGAACAAUGGAUAUCCAGAGGGUUUACAUGCUGAGGGCUCCAUUUUGUCUAACCUGUUUGGUCUGUUUUUCUGGGACAUUCUUUUUAUGGAUGUUCCUGAUGUGUUUCACUCCAGCUAUCAGACCCACCCAUUAGAUUUGUACUCUACACUGUUUUACACAAACAGACAAGCAGCCAUUGACCAACAGCUUGAGAAAAUCAAGAAUGCUUCAGUAGAGGAGCUGCAUUCUAUGAUGGGUUCUGUGUGGGAGAAUCACUUUGGAGUGAUGUGUACAGGUCUGAACUGGGAGAGGUUCUUAUGUCUCAGUCACGCACAGGGCUUGGUGUCGUGUAUGGGAGGUAGGACUCUAUCCCAAAUGCUGGAGAGGUUUGUGAAGAACCCCCGACACACACGGUCAGGGUUCCCUGACCUCACUCUCUGGAAUCCACAGACAGGUGUUCUUAAGAUAUGUGAAGUGAAAGGUCCUAAUGAUAGACUCUCACACAAACAGAUUUUGUGGAUAGAUUAUCUGGUGUCCCUAGGAGUGGAUGCUGAAGUCUGCUAUGUCAAAGCUGUUGGAUCAAAGAGAUUGAAAUCUUCCAGAUAAUGCAAGAAUAAGACAGCUUUUGACUGUGCAGAUAACCUCCCUUUACUAAUUCCCAUUGCCUUAGGAGGUAACUAACCUUUGUUCAUGCAUGAAAUUCUGAUUGGACUAUACUUUUGAACACCUAAGGAACUCAGUUCUUUCUCUGUAUUGUGCCAAUCCUUUAGCAAAGUGUCAGACUGCUAAUUCAAGUCAAAGUUAUAUUCUGUUUAUUAAUGUUUCAAUUGAAGAAAAAAUUAACUAAAACUCAUAUAUGCUCCUAAGUACUGUUCUCAGCAUAGUACCAACUGGGAAAUAAUAAAAAUAUAAAACACAUGAUGAGAAAAGUAGUACAUGUAUCUAAAACAACAGUUCAUGAUGCUAGAAUGUAUCAAAUUUAAACUGUACUGAUACUAAAUUGUGUUCCAUGUGGAAAAAAUGUUUAAAAUAACAAACAAAAGUUGUGUUCAUUGCAAGGUUGUGAUGGUUACUUAAAUAUGCAAGUAUAAUUUGCUGAUUUUCAAUAUGUUCAAUGUUACCUCAUUCUGAACUCAGUUCAGCCACUGUUGCAUUAUAAUUCAUGAAUUUAUUUUGUAUUUGUUGAAAGAAUUUUUGUGUUUUAUAUAUUGCAUGA